Cyphellophora europaea CBS 101466 is the source of this 1464-nucleotide messenger RNA. RefSeq lists its product as uncharacterized. The record is from RefSeq and is a predicted model, not a curated record. Lineage: Eukaryota; Fungi; Ascomycota; Eurotiomycetes; Chaetothyriales; Cyphellophoraceae. Bases 1 to 1464 code for a protein of 487 amino acids. Gene Ontology annotation, biological process: pantothenate biosynthetic process. Gene Ontology annotation, molecular function: NADP binding; 2-dehydropantoate 2-reductase activity. The transcript has a single exon. Gene Ontology annotation, cellular component: cytoplasm; mitochondrion.
AUGGCUGAAUCAAAGUCAUGGUGGAGCGGUGCAGAAGGAGGGGAGCAGGCGAAGGAGGGCCCUCAGGAUUUCGAGCCUACGAAAAUAGAACCGCCGGCCCUUGAAGGCAGCGAAGAGGAACUCCUUACAAGACGGAUACAUAUCCUCGGAAUGGGCAGCAUAGGGACUUUGGUAGCACAUUCCCUGCGCACCACUCCUAGCCCGCCGCCGAUCACCCUCAUGAUGCAUCGUGAGGACAUGUUUGAGCAAUUCAAGCGCGGCGGCAGCGUCAUUCGCCUCGUUGAUGCUAAGUCGGAUGUCAAUGACCCUCAGACGGGCUUUGACUGUGAUGUGCGGGAACAUAAUGAGGACGGGAAGCCGUUUUGGCGCUAUGAGCCUGAGUGGGAACAUACCGAGGACCACAAGCAACCGCUGAACCCGCGUUCCAUAGACGAGCGUCUGCCAGAUGCCGACGAAACCUUCAUUUACACUCUGAUUUGCACUGUCAAAGCACAGCAGUCUGUGUCUGCUAUGCUCGCUAUUCGCCAUCGCAUCGACUCGCGCUCCACCAUCUGCUUAAUGCAGAAUGGGCUCGGUCAAAUCGACGAACUCAACGAGCAAGUCUUCACCGACCCCUCGACACGCCCGACCUUCCUCAUCGGAGUCAUCUCUCACGGAUGCUACAUGCAAGGUCCCACAACCGUAAUUCACACUGGCUUUGGGGUCACUUCUCUCGGCAUAUACCGCGACACCAGCAAAUACCCUCUGCCACCAAAGUCUCUAUCGACGAAUCUUGCGGACCUAACGCCCGAACAACGAUCGCUGCACUACCCCACCGAUUCCGAGCUCUACGCAACCUCACUCUCGGCGCGCUAUCUGCUGCGCACACUCACACGCUGCCCCACUUUGGCAUGCGCUGCCUACCCCUAUCUGGACUUACUGCAGCUCCAGCUCGAGAAACUCUCGUCCAACGCGCUUCUGAACCCCAUCACCGCCCUCUUCGAUGUGCCAAAUGGCGCCACGCUCCACAACGCUUCAAUCUCAACGAUCCAAAACAUGCUCGCCGCCGAGAUCUCGCUAGUGAUCCGCUCGCUCCCCGAACUGGCCCCUAUCCCAGGCCUCUCGCAACGCUUCUCCGCCGAGCGCCUCAAGAACCUGCUAAUCGGCCUCGCCACCAAGACGGCGAAGAACUCGAGCUCAAUGCGAGAGGACGUGCGCCGGGCGCGGCCCUCGAACGAAAUCGAGUACAUCAACGGCUACAUCGUGAAGCGUGGCAGCGAGGUGGGCGUGCAGGCGGCACUGAAUUUCAUGAUCGUGCAGAUGAUCAAGGCCAAGACUAUCUUCACCAUCAAAGAGGGAAACGAUCACAUUCCGCUUGUGAGUGGACGGGUCGAAGGCAAGAUGGAAAGGGGGAAGGAGGGUGCUGAAGGAGGAGUGAUCUUGGAGGAUGUCAGCGGCAUGUCGAGGCGGCGCUCGAGAAGUUGA